ACCCAAGCCGAUCUCCGCCUUCUCUCGAGUCUCGAGUCUUCACCUUCUCCCUCACACGAGAGCGCUCCCCUGCAUUCUCAGCUCCCAGUAGGCGGGAAACUUUCUCGAUCCUCCCAUAUCGGUUCUUGCCAUGGCCGCGAAAUCUUGGAACCCGUUCUCGUGCUGCGUCGGCGGCGCCAGGGUGGCGGACGACGGCGACGACUGCAAGCGGCGGAUCAGGCGGAGUGCCAAAGGCUGCCCGAGGUCGUCGUCGAGGAUGUCCUUCAAGAGCCUCAGCUCGUCGGGGACGCUGUCGCCGGAGGACCUGUCCAUAACGCUCUCCGGCUCCAACCUGCACGCCUUCACCUACGCCGAGCUCCGCGCCGCCACGGGGAGCUUCUCGCGUGCCAACUACCUCGGAUGCGGCGGCUUCGGCCCGGUCUACAAGGGCGCCGUCGACGACAAGCUCCGCCCCGGGCUGGCCGCGCAGGCCGUUGCCGUCAAGUACCUCGACCUGGACUGCGGCACACAAGGACACAAGGAGUGGCUGGCAGAGGUUUUCUUUCUUGGGCAACUGAGGCACAAGAACCUGGUGAAGUUGAUCGGCUACUGCUACGAGGACAAGCACCGGAUGCUGGUCUACGAGUUCAUGAGCGGCGAGAGCCUGGAGAAGCACCUCUUCAAGAGCAUAAAUGGCUCUCUCCCGUGGAUGACAAGGAUGAAGAUCGCUGUCGGCGCGGCCAAGGGCCUUGCCUUUCUUCAUGAUGCCGACCCGCCGGUGAUCUACCGCGACUUCAAGGCCUCCAACAUCUUGCUUGACUCGGAUUACAACACCAAGUUGUCCGACUUCGGGCUGGCCAAGGAUGGCCCCCAGGGUGACGCGACACACGUGACAACAUGUGUCAUGGGGACACAUGGUUAUGCAGCACCGGAGUACAUCAUGACGGGCCACUUGACAGCCAAGAGCGAUGUAUAUAGCUUUGGAGUAGUGCUCCUCGAGCUCCUUUCUGGGUUACGGUCGGUGGACCGUUCACGACGGCUGAGAGAGCAGAACCUCGUGGACUGGGCUAGGCCAUACCUCAAGCGCUCCGACAGGUUGUACAAAGUCAUGGACCUAGCUCUCGAGUGCCAAUACUCAUGCAAAGGCGCCGAGGUGGCAGCACUUGUGGCAUACAAGUGUCUCAGCCAAAACCCGAAGUCAAGGCCUACCAUGAGGGAGGUGGUCAAGGCCCUCGAGCCGGUCCUUGGCAUGGAAGACUUCUUUCCUGUGGGCCCAUUUGUGUUCACGGUCAUUGUGGAGGAGGACAAGGUAGUGAACAUGAAGGUGGAGGUUGAGGAGAAGCACCAACAACAUCGCCAAAACCAUCAAGACAGGCACCGAAAGAAGUACCCCGACUCGGCAAUCCAUGCCGGCAUUGUGCUCCGCCGACGUGAUGGGAUUGCGCAGCGGUAGCAACCAAGGUCGUUAAGCUACCAUCAGGAGAGGGGGGCAUAGGACUAAGGUAGCGGAGUGAGUAGGACAAAAUGGUAUGUACAUACUGUAGAGAUGUGAUGCAAUGUCACGUCGGUUUGUUUUGGGUAUGUGGAUUGUGUUUCUUUUCUUCUUUAUUCUUUUUGGAAAGGCCUCAAGGGACUUAGGCCUACCUUUCUUCUUGAUAGUGUAUAGAGAUGCAAAACAGUGUGACAAAAGUCCGAUUUUGAUUUUCACAAGGGUUGUCCUUCAAGAUGUUCCGUGCAAAUGAAUGGUCCAGUUAAUGUGGAUGCGAAUGCAUCUUUCAGUUGCACUUCUAAAAUUUUAGUACAAUAAUUG
This is a messenger RNA of Hordeum vulgare subsp. vulgare (domesticated barley), 1789 nucleotides long. RefSeq names its product serine/threonine-protein kinase RIPK-like. Lineage: Eukaryota; Viridiplantae; Streptophyta; Magnoliopsida; Poales; Poaceae. Gene Ontology annotation, biological process: protein phosphorylation. The transcript is spliced from 4 exons. The record is from RefSeq and is a predicted model, not a curated record. Gene Ontology annotation, molecular function: protein kinase activity; ATP binding. Bases 131 to 1432 code for a protein of 433 amino acids.